AUGUCAACUCCGCCUAUCGUCCCCGUCCAUCCAACGUCUCCUCCGAUCGACCCUUCGAAACUCAACAACGCGCCUGCUCCACUUCCACCCAUUGCACAGACCGAAGUUUCCCAAGAACUACAAGCCAACGCCAGUACAGCUCCAACCCUUCGUUCUCCUGAUGGUCCCGAAGGAGUCCAUAGUUCUGCGUAUCUGGAUCAAGGAGAAGUCCCUUCUCACCCCACAGUGGCGGAAACCGGACUACCACUGGGACAGACGGAGAGAGGUGUACCAAAGUCUCCCGUUGUUGAAGCGGACCGAACUGGGCAGCUUCCGAGGAAAGAAGGAGGGGAGAAGAAAACGGAAGAGAUCAUCAAAUUGAAUAGUUUCGGAGGGGAAGGAUUGGCAGCAAAGCCCGCUCCAGGAAGUCAGUCCGGUUGUGGAGGAGGUAUCUGUGGACAAAGGAAACGCACGAAUGACCAUACAUCUGUAACGUCCCGUCAUGACAAGACACCGAUCAAAGAAACCCAGUUGUUAGCUCGUCGACCAUUGAGGGCGUCGUUCUAUGGGUGUAUCAGAGGCGUACCACUCUUGAGUUUGAUGAGUAGGAUCAACAGAACACUAUCUCUGCGGCGGUUGCUAAUGGAUCUUCUUCCCUUCCCUGGAAUCCAUCCCAUCCUCCUUGGUAUAUCGGACCGUGCCGUCUACCACAACUUCACUCCUCAUGGUACCUCGAGGGCAUUGAAGCAGUUUGACGAAGAGGAUCCAGCUGGAAGAGCCGAUGGGACUACUGAGUUCGAGUGGAGUGGUGUGAAGUGGGCUGAUUGUGGUAUUGAAGAUGGUUGCUCAGCAUUGUGCAAGACCGAGAGGAUAGAAGAAGCUUUCCUCCGCCGUAUAAUCUCCCGCCUGUGUGAUGGCUCCCUGAUCCAUUGGAUAGUGACCGUCGAUGCUGCUCGCUUCGAAAGACGACAUAUCCUAGCUUGGUGGGUAUCCGAGCAACCAGUGGAUGCGGCUACAGGCGUUUCUUAUAGGAAGUCGGUGACAUUACUCAUGCCUUCGUGA
This is a messenger RNA of Tremella mesenterica DSM 1558, 1041 nucleotides long. RefSeq lists its product as uncharacterized. Lineage: Eukaryota; Fungi; Basidiomycota; Tremellomycetes; Tremellales; Tremellaceae. The transcript has 7 exons. The coding region runs from base 1 to 1041 and encodes 346 amino acids. The record is from RefSeq and is a predicted model, not a curated record.